AUGAAAGACAAUUCCCGGCUCCCCAUCGCCCUGCGGCGGACACCCAGGCGGCAGUCCGGACUCACCAACGAUGCACGGCCUUCACCACCUUCACCGUCUUUUCCAGGCCGGCGUCAGUCGCCAGCGUCAAAGGUCCAGAGCCAAACGACGACAACAAGACACAAGAGGAAGAGGGACGCACAGCCCAUCGUCGUCGUUCGUCUCGACGAUGAGGCGAACACGACUCCUCAAAGCAGGGCCAUCGCCCCAGCCAAGAGAAGGAAAUACUCGUCAAAGAGUUGUUCAGGGAUAACCCAGCACACCGACAACGAGAUUCACAUAUUUCCCCUCCGAGCGAUCCUGGAUGACAGGGUCAAAAGGCGCAUCCGCCGUAAUGGGCUCAGCGAAGAAAUGAACACCAUCUUCCAAGAACGAACGCAGCGAAGGAGAAGGACGGUCGAGGAGCUACAGCGCCUCCGUGACGAGCUGGCCGCAAAGGAGAACGAGAACGAGAGCCUCCGCGAGCGCUCUUCUCUGCUCUUAGAAGAGGACACCAGCCGGAUUGAAGGGCUGGAGAGGGAAAUCUCGGGCCUCAGGGAGGCGCUUCGGGGCACUUCACAGCAUCGAUCUCGACAUGGCUUUGCCGGCUGGGACAUGAGGGCUGCAGAUGCAUUCUCAGACGACGAUGAGAACAGCUUCUUGGACUCUGGCGACCACCUGGGCGAAGACACCACCCUUGAAGGGUCCGAGUGUUUCAGCAGUAGCCCACCAGCUUUCAAAGCAAAAGCCUUCGUCGCUGCUGGACCGACCCUCACUCCUCCUAGCACAAGCCCAACAAAGACAUUCAGCCCCGCUUUCGAUCAAAGCCACACACUAUUGAGCUCGGUCUGCGAAGCAGGCACGCAAGCCUGCUUUGAAGAUCCCGAGAAGGAGGAACUCCUGGCUGAAACAGAGAGCCUUCGCACCGACCUGGCCAACAUUAGAGAGACUCUCGAGGCUCAGCAGCAGCUCGAGUCUGACCUCAGGUCUAAGCUGUCUCGGGCUGAGGCUUCUGAGCUCGAGGGUGGCUGCGACCCCGACCUGCAACUUCAGAUGGACAUCAUGCUUCAGAACCUCACUGACAAGAGCGCCGAGCUUGUCGACCUGAAGACAUCGCUUGCAUCCAUCACAGGGCCUGACUCCGAUGCGAGAGAAGCGGUGCGCAAGCUAACAGAAGCGAUGCACUCGGCUCAGCUGGAGGUAGAGCAGCUCUUCCCUGGCGAUGAUCCGGCUGUCCUUUCCGUCCAAGGCACACAGGUGUUUGACCUUGUUCUUGGACGCCUGCGUGAUGCAGCUGGGAAACUAAAGGAAUACCAGACCGAGCUCGAAUGCUGCCAUGAAGUCGAGCAUGAUCUGCGCCAACAACUGAACGACAGCACGCAGGCCAUGAGCGACAUGACUUCACAGCUGGACUCCAAGAAUGAGCACAUCUCAGGACUCGUCGCUGAUGUCGAUCGGCUCAAUCAUGCCGUAGAGGACUACCGUACCCAGCUCACAGACCUCGAGUCACUCGUUCAGCAGAUGGACACUGAGACUAAGGGAGCGCAAGCCAGAUUUGAGUUCGAGAUUGAGACUGGGAAACAGACUAUCGCCCGAAGGGAUGGCCAGCUUGCCAGGCUGGAGGCCAGACUAUCGUCUGCGCUCCACAACACGUCCGAGCUCAAAGACCAGCUCGCGGUCAGCUACGAGGCAAGGGAGGCCGAGAUCGCCGCCGUGCAGGCUGCCCACGAGGACGAGCUUGCGCUGCGCGACGUCAAGGCGGCCAAACUACACAAGGAGAUCACCCUCCUCAGGGAGGCUCUGUCCAGGGCCCACGGGACCAUCUCCCAACUUCGCGCAGAGAAAGGCCACCUGCAGGCAGAGGUUGACCAUGGGAAGGAGUCGGCAAGGGAGGCGGUCGCGUGUCUGCGGGCUCAACUGCUUGGGGCGCUCCGGAUGAGCGAGGCGUUUCUCUGCCCACCUGCCCCUACACACCGCCCUGAGAAGGAAGGUGGUACUGCUGCUGGGGUGAUGGUGGCUGGGAUCGAGAAGGAGGAAGAUGAAGGACAGGCGUGCAUGGUCUCGACUCCCAAGUCAAUGACUUGAGGGGAGGAGAGGAGAGGACUGAAACCCAAGCUAAUGUAUAUUGAGAAGUGUUCAUGUGACGACCGACAUGCCUGCCCUGAAAGCCACAUUGUUUCUC
Molecule: messenger RNA, 2200 nt
Organism: Cryphonectria parasitica EP155
Lineage: Eukaryota; Fungi; Ascomycota; Sordariomycetes; Diaporthales; Cryphonectriaceae
Exons: 1
Coding region: 1-2103 (700 amino acids)
Source: RefSeq, a predicted model, not a curated record